UCCACUAUUCCAACGCCUGCACCGCGUCGAGAGAUUUUGGACGACGACACGUCUAAGGAAACUCCUAAGAAAGUUAGAGACUCAAAACGUGAUGAAGAGCCAGGGCCGGAGCCAAUUGAGGAUGAGGAGAUGCUGCCACCCAUCAUCACAAAGAAGCCGACGAAAAUCACAGCUCCGAAACUGAUUCAGAAAAUAGAUAGCAUCAUUGAGCAGGAAUCACCCCGUCAAAACUUACCAUUGCAUUAUAUUCUUCCUGUAAAAGAAGCUAGAGUUACCAACGUUCCUCGAUCUACGUAUGCUUUUCUGGCUAAUGUUAAGUUUCCCGGUAUAUUUGACCGUGGAGGCGACCCACCUACGCUUGUGGACGUCUCUGCUGGCACUCUACCAAACCGAGCA
Messenger RNA from Strongylus vulgaris, 396 nucleotides. NCBI's taxonomy places the organism in Eukaryota, Metazoa, Nematoda, Chromadorea, Rhabditida, Strongylidae. The record is from the annotation of a GenBank genome assembly.